Cladophialophora yegresii CBS 114405 is the source of this 1242-nucleotide messenger RNA. RefSeq lists its product as uncharacterized. Gene Ontology annotation, molecular function: N-acylphosphatidylethanolamine-specific phospholipase D activity; zinc ion binding. Gene Ontology annotation, cellular component: cytoplasm; membrane-bounded organelle. Bases 1 to 1242 code for a protein of 413 amino acids. Lineage: Eukaryota; Fungi; Ascomycota; Eurotiomycetes; Chaetothyriales; Herpotrichiellaceae. The transcript has a single exon. The record is from RefSeq and is a predicted model, not a curated record. Gene Ontology annotation, biological process: N-acylphosphatidylethanolamine metabolic process; N-acylethanolamine metabolic process.
AUGACUUCCUCAUCAACAGCAGCAUUAGUGUACGCUGCCACGGUCGCCGUCCCUUCCACCGCGUCCGGCCGCCCCGACGACGAAAUCACAAAAGCCAAAGCCUGGCAUUCCAAGUCCGGCGGCUUCGACAACCCGUGGCCGUCAUGGAACAUGAUGUCUGCGCCCACCCUGAUAUGGGGUCUCAUCAUGCGCAGAUUUUCCGGAACAGCGAACAAACCCGACACCACGCCUCCUACCGUGCCCGUCCACGCACCUACAUUUCUACCCUCCAGGGCAGCCAGCACCUCGGCCGGCACGUUGAGGGCAACAUGGCUAGGCCACGCCUGCUACUACGUCGAAUUUCCCUCCGGACUGCGUGUCCUUUUCGACCCCGUAUUCACGGACCGGUGCUCUCCUUUCACCUGGCUGGGCCCCAAGAGAUAUACCGAAAUGCCGUGCCAGAUCAAAGACAUCCCGAUCAUUGACGCGGUGGUGAUCUCGCACAACCACUACGACCACCUGUCGCAUCCUACCAUCAUGGAGAUCGCAAAGCUGCACCCAGAAUGCCACUUCUUCGUACCCCUCGGGAACAAGAAAUGGUUCAAAGCCAGUGGCGUGGAGAAAUGCACCGAACUAGAUUGGUGGGACGAAGUCGACUUUACGCUGACAGCCUCGUCGUCCUCCAAAGAGAAAUCCGUCAGCGUAUCCUCGACAGACGAGCCCGCGGCCAAACCAACAUCCUCGGAUUCAGACGCGAUAUCGGCCCGCAUAUCGUGCCUCCCGUGCCAACACAUCUCCGCCCGCUCGAUUCACGACCGCGCCGCGACCCUGUGGGCCUCCUGGUCCGUCUCCUCUGGGAACAAAUCCGUCUACUUCGGUGGCGAUACCGGCUACCGCAGCGUGCCCAAGGCCUCCGAUGGGAAAGACGACUGGGCGGAAGAAUACUCGCAUCUCCCACACUGUCCUGCCUUUGCAGACAUCGGACGGUUACGCGGACCGUUUGACCUGGGAUUGAUCCCGAUCGGAGCGUACAUGCCUAGAUGGAUCAUGUCGCCCAUGCACGCGAACCCCAGGGAUGCGGUCGAGAUUUUCCGGGAUACAAAGUGCCAGAAGGCGAUGGGUAUUCAUUGGGGCACGUGGGUGCUCACCGAGGAGGACGUGCUGGAGCCGCCGAGGUUGUUGAAAGAGGCAUUGAAGCAUCAUGGCAUUGCCGGGACAGGAGUAUUUGAUAUCUGCGAUAUUGGGGACAGCAGGGAGUUCUGA